UAGUGCAGAGUUAUCCGGCGGCUCUGCCUUGGGACGGCGAGAUUAGGCUGCAGCCAGACUAUCUGUCCGUCUUUGUCCUCCUGUUUUCAUUAGACACACGAGAGAAACUCAUCAUCUCUAUCGGUCUACACAACCAGUCAAAAUGAACGGUGUAAUGGAUGGGAUCUACGACCACGCUCCUCACGACGGCUCCUUCAUGUUUACCUCGGAGUCUGUGGGAGAGGGACAUCCCGAUAAGAUAUGUGACCAGAUCAGUGAUGCAGUGCUGGAUGCUCACCUGAGGCAGGACCCGGACGCCAAAGUGGCUUGUGAGACGGUGUGUAAGACGGGCAUGGUGCUGCUCUGUGGUGAGAUCACGUCCCGAGCCAACGUGGACUACCAGAAGGUGGUGAGAGAAACCAUCCGAGACAUCGGAUACGACAACUCAGACAAAGGCUUUGAUUAUAAGACCUGUAACGUGCUGGUGGCCCUGGAGCAGCAGUCCCCCGACAUCGCUCAGGGAGUUCACAUUGACCGCCUGGAGGAUGACAUUGGAGCCGGAGACCAGGGUCUGAUGUUUGGAUACGCCACAGAUGAGACGGAGGAGAGCAUGCCCCUCACCGUCGUCCUCGCACACAAACUCAACUCCAAGAUGGCCGAACUGAGACGUAACGGGACCGUCCCCUGGCUCCGCCCCGACUCCAAGACGCAGGUGACGGUUCACUACACCCAAGAGAACGGCGCCGUCAUCCCCAAGAGGGUCCACACCGUGGUGGUCUCGGUGCAGCACGACGACUACGUGAGCCUGGAGGAGCAGAAGAAGGUCCUGAAGGAGAAGGUCAUCAAGGCCGUGGUCCCGGCGAGGUACCUGGACGAGAACACCAUCUACCACCUGCAGCCCAGCGGACGCUUUGUGAUCGGUGGACCACAGGGCGAUGCUGGAGUGACGGGCAGGAAGAUCAUCGUGGACACAUACGGCGGUUGGGGGGCCCACGGCGGCGGGGCGUUCUCUGGGAAGGACUACACCAAGGUGGACCGCUCCGCCGCCUACGCCGCCCGCUGGGUGGCAAAGUCUCUGGUGAAGGCCGAACUGUGCAGGAGGGUGCUGGUGCAGGUGUCGUAUGCGAUCGGCGUCGCCCACCCGAUCUCCAUCUCCCUCUUCACCUACGGCUCCUCUCAGCAGAGCGAGAAGGAGCUGCUGCAGAUCGUCAAUAAAAACUUUGACCUCAGACCCGGCGUCAUCGUCAGAGACCUGGACCUGAAGAGACCGAUCUACCAGAAGACGGCCUGCUACGGACACUUUGGCAGGAAGGAGUUCCCCUGGGAGAUCCCCAAGAACCUCAACUUCUAGAGUAGCUGUGUGUGUGUGUGCGUGUGUGUGUGUGUGAGAGAGAUGUAUAGAUAGCGGUCCACGUGCUCCUGUAACCCAGUAAGAGAGGGGCAGCUGGGAGGGAGGGAUGGGUCAGGGUGGGUUCAGAUGAUCUCUGUUGAUUGGACAAAAGAUAUUUCAUCUCUAAGUUAUGACCUUUCAAUAGUAACCUGAAAUAUGAGCGAUGCUAUCUGGUGUUUCAGUCCCGUAGAUUCAGUGUACAGUCACAUACCUGCAGUUUGUUUCACACUUAGCGACUAUUUUCUGUCCAGAAAUAAGUGAAUGACCAAAUGUGACGGGAGAGCAGCCAUACAUACCCUUAUAAAAAAAAUACGUUUAUUCAAGUGUAAUUCUUUUUAACUUAAAAUAAGAGAGUAUGCUUUCACUUUACUUUGUAUGUACUUAUCAGAGAUAUACUUAACAAAACUAAACUUAAGUUUACUUGGCUAAUACCGACAAGUAUAUUUAAAAGUCCAAGUAUACUUAGCUUAUACUGAAAAGUAUACAGAAAAGUACAUUUGGCUAUAAGUUCACAAGUAUACUUGCAGUAAAAACUAUUAAACUAGUAGUUUACUGAGAGUAUACUUUCAAAUGUACUUUCAAAUUAAAGUGUUCAUAUUAUAGUUGCAGUACAAAAUACAACUUGGAUGUUAGUUGUGUACUCAACGUUUACUACUCUUACAUUUAAAGUUUUAUAAAUUAAAAAGUGGGCCAAUUUAGUCCCAAGAAGUAUU
Molecule: messenger RNA, 2082 nt
Organism: Sebastes umbrosus (honeycomb rockfish)
Lineage: Eukaryota; Metazoa; Chordata; Actinopteri; Perciformes; Sebastidae
Product: S-adenosylmethionine synthase-like
Exons: 9
Coding region: 143-1330 (395 amino acids)
Biological process (GO): S-adenosylmethionine biosynthetic process
Cellular component (GO): cytosol
Molecular function (GO): methionine adenosyltransferase activity; ATP binding
Source: RefSeq, a predicted model, not a curated record